CAUCAUCAUCAUCGGCCGAUCGAGUUCGCCGGAAAUGGAGAAGAGCGAGCGAUCAAUCCAGGUCCGAGCCCUAACCGGCGAAUCGACCGCCGUCUCGAUUCCGAUCGACAAGACCGUCCGCGACCUCAAGCAUCUGCUGAAGCAGACCUUCCCUCUCGCCGCCCGCUACCCUAACUUCAACCUCUAUCACAAGGGUGUCAAAUUGAGCUUGCAGAAUCGGAUCAGUAGCUACUGCAUUGAUGUCGGAGAAGUGGUGGGUUUCGUCCCCGUCGUCAAGAAACGGUCGGCGGAGGCGGAGGCGGAGGCGCAGGCGCGGACACCUUGUGGUUCUGGUGUUGCUGGCCCUAACGAGACGCCCAUUUCCAAAUUUGCGGAUUCUGCGUGGUCUGAUAUGAUUCGAGAAAUACGUGAUGUGACGAGUCGGGACGAGAGAGCACGCGAAGGUUUACCGAGCAAAAGUCCUGAAGUUGAACCGGAAACUGAUGGGCAAGAUACCGUGUCUUGUUCUUAUCUUGGGAAGCGUAGAAGGGAUUCGGAUGGCGAAGCAAAAGGAUGGCCGGAGGAUCUUGUCCUUAGCAUACUGCAGUCUUCUAGCGAGGAUAUGCUGGACGAGGGGAAUCACGAGAAACUUCUUAGUGUUUUGGAGUCGGUUAAUUGCCUGCAAAAUCCGGAUACUCGAAGCUGUUUGUUUCUCAGUAAAGGCAGUUUAAGGGAAGGCGUGCUUGGAGAGUGGAAAGAGAAUAUCAGUUCAUGCUUGUGCCCACCGUGGUUGUUGACAAUAAUGAAGGCAUUUACUUUCUUAAACAUUUAUGAAGUCUUUUUAAAAUUUAGGCGGGAAAGAAUCACGACGAAUCGUGUAAAGAAAGCUCUAAGCUGGAUUGGGAGGUUUGGGAUCAAAGUCAAUAUGAAGGACAUCGAGAAUCUUUCGAUUCUCUGCCCUAAGGUGGUGUCUUUUGUUGACUAUGGUAUGGAAAGGAAGAAACUCGGUGAUGCUCUUGUUGUUAUGAAGUCUCCUACGGAGAAGGAUGAUCAAUUUGAAGACAUCCCUAGAAUUGCUGAAAAGAAGGUUUCCUUGUCGAAGCUUUUCUAUUUAAUGGAAAGACGAGAAAGGUCCUUCAGAUAUACUAUCAGAUCAAUAAUGUGUAAACAUGAAAAUGGGAAUACCAAAUUUUUGUCCUUGGAUGAUCUACUCAUGUCCACAAGAGAAGGAGAUGUUUCUACUAGUAAGAAUAAGGAUUCAGCAAGUGUAAUCGAGAAGAAGCAGGCAAGGAGAGUAGCUUCGACAGCAAACCAUGCAAAAAAUCAAUGUCAUGACACCAAUGCAUUCCUGCCGGCGGAAAUGGUUGAACAUCUCCACAAGGUUGUGGGCUCUCAAGGACAGAUCGUGCAUGUUGAAGUGAUUUCAGGCAGAAAACCAACUUAUAUGGAGAUCCCAAAUGAUCUCUCAGAAGACACUAAGCAUGCACUUCAACAUAUGAAAGUCACUAAAUUGUAUAGCCAUCAGGCAGAGUCAAUACAAGCUUCUCUUGCUGGGAAGAAUGUUGCUGUGGCAACAAUGACAUCAAGUGGGAAAUCCCUUUGCUACAAUGUGCCAGUUCUCGAGGAGCUCUUGAGGAAUUCAUCCUCAUGUGCUCUUUAUCUGUUUCCGACAAAGGCUCUUUCUCAAGAUCAACUUAGAGCUUUGACACGUAUGAUAGAAGGAAUUGAUGCUGGCCUGUAUAUUGGAAUAUAUGAUGGUGAUACACUUAAGGAGGAUAGGACAUGGCUCCGUGACAAUGCUAGAUUGUUGAUCACGAACCCAGAUAUGCUUCAUAAAUCAGUAUUGCCAUACCAUGGAAAAUUUGUGCGGAUUUUAUCAAACCUUAGGUAUGUCGUGAUUGAUGAAGCUCAUUACUACAAAGGAGCAUUCGGAUGUCAUACUGCUCUUAUUCUUAGGAGGCUUCGGCGGCUCUGCUCACAUGUCUAUGGCAGUGAUCCUUCGUUCAUCUUUUCAACGGCAACUUCUGGAAACCCUCGUGAGCAUUGCAUGGAACUUGCAAAUCUACCAUCAUUGGAGCUAAUUCAAAAUGACGGGAGUCCCUCUGCUCAGAAGCUUUUUGUUUUAUGGAAUUCUUCCUCGGUUGGCCUGCAUAAAAAUGACAACUGUGUAGACGCUCAUAAAUCAGCAUAUAAGGGUUCGAGUCCGAUUUGGGAAGUGUCUCGUCUGUUUGCAGAAAUGGUUCAGCAUGGACUAAGAUGUAUAGCUUUUUGUACAUCACGUAAACUCUGUGAACUCGUUUUGUCCUAUACGCAAGAGAUUCUUCGUGAGACAGCUCCAAAUCUGGUUGACUCAAUAAGUUCUUAUCGAUCUGGAUAUACUGCUGAGAUCAGGAGGGCAAUAGAAAGUGAUUUUUUUGGAGGGAAGCUACGCGGAAUUGCUGCUACUAAUGCUCUUGAGUUGGGUAUUGAUAUUGGACAUCUUGACGUAACUCUGCAUUUGGGAUUUCCUGGUAGUAUUGCUAGCCUGUGGCAACAAGCAGGAAGGUCUGGACGAAGAGAAAAACCAUCUCUUGCAGUGUAUGUGGCAUUUGGAGGGCCACUGGACCAAUAUUUUAUGAAGCAUCCGGAGAAACUUUUCAAGAGUCCAAUAGAGUGCUGCAGUAUAGACGCCCAAAAUCAGUUGGUUCUUGAGCAGCAUUUGAGCUGUGCUGCCAUAGAACACCCGUUAAGUUUGCAUUAUGAUGAGAAGUUUUUCGGUAAUGGUCUCAGCAGCACCAUAACAACUCUCAAGAAUAGAGGAUGUGUUAGUUCCAAUCCAUCCUGUGAUUCCUCAGCUAGAAUAUGGAAUUAUAUUGGGCGUGAGAAAAAGCCUUCGGAUGCUGUCAACAUUCGAGCAAUAGAGACUAGUACGUAUCUAGUGAUGGAUAUUCAAAAAAAUGAAGUCCUAGAGAAAAUUGAGGAAAGCAAGGCCUUCUUUCAGGUACAUGAAGGAGCUGUGUACAUUCGGCAGGGCAAGACCUAUCUGGUAAAAGAUUUGGAUCUGUCAGCUAAAACUGCUUGGUGCCAGGAGGCAGAUUUAAAGUAUUACACAAAAACUCGCGAUUACACAGACAUUAAGGUCCUUGGAGGUGAUAUAGCCUAUCCGGUGACCAUGUCCAAUUUUCCAAGUACAAAUGUUGGAGCAAGUAAAAUUCUAGUAACGACUGCUCUGGCUAAUAGUUGUAAAGUGAUUACGACUUGGUUUGGAUUCCGUCGACUAAGCAGAGGCAGUGGUCAAGUCUUGGAUACAGUUGACCUUUCACUUCCCAAAUAUUCCUAUCAGUCACAGGCAGUAUGGAUUUCAGUUCCGCAAACUGUCAAAGAAGCUGUUGAGAUGAAAAGUUUCUCUUUCCGUGCGGGCUUACAUGCUGCUUCACAUGCUCUUCUAAAUGUUGUGCCUUUAUGCAUAAUAUGCAAUUCAGCUGACUUGGCUCCAGAGUGUUCAAAUCCGUUUGAUUCACGGUCUUUUCAGGAGCGGAUAUUGUUGUAUGACAAGCAUCCUGGAGGAACUGGUGUUUCAUUGCAAGUUCGUCCCUAUUUCAUUGAGCUACUAACUGUAGCUUUGGAGGUUAUUUCAUCUUGCUGCUGCAUGGGAGACACUGGCUGCCCUAAAUGCAUCCAGAGUAUGGCUUGUCACGAGUACAACGAAGACCUACACAAGGAUGCUGCCAUUAUUAUCAUCAAGGGUGUUCUGGAUGCAGAGAAAGCUCAUUUUGGUCAUUCUCCACACUCCCCAAAAGACUCUUGACUAAGGUAGAGCCAGUGGCUUCCGAUAGUCACUUUUACGUGUGGAUAAAAUGUAGCAGUACGCCUACCUGGACGACUUUCUUUUGCAGGGAUGUACUUGAGUCGGUUCUCUAAGUUAUAAAUACGGUCGUCAUUUUUGUUGUGAAGAUGUAGGUGUAAAUCGCAUCAUAUUCAUUCGACCUGUUAAGACGUCGGUCAUCUCCAGGUAGUUUAGGUCGUUCUUAAAGGAGGAUUGAGUCUGGAGAGAGCAGAAAACAACAGGGAAGAGCCAUUGCAGAGCAUGCGGGUUCUGUAGGGGACCGUUUUUGCAUUAAUCUUACUAUGCAAAGAAAAAAUACGUCAGAUCUUAAUAUGUAUGGGAAUGUAUAUAUUCACUAUAUCUUCAAUUACAUAAGCAUUGUCACGUAUC
Eucalyptus grandis is the source of this 4174-nucleotide messenger RNA. RefSeq lists its product as uncharacterized. The record is from RefSeq and is a predicted model, not a curated record. Gene Ontology annotation, molecular function: nucleic acid binding; ATP binding. The coding region runs from base 35 to 3766 and encodes 1243 amino acids. NCBI's taxonomy places the organism in Eukaryota, Viridiplantae, Streptophyta, Magnoliopsida, Myrtales, Myrtaceae. The transcript has 27 exons.